Messenger RNA from Pectinophora gossypiella (pink bollworm), 1023 nucleotides. Its product is annotated as nuclear receptor-binding factor 2-like. The record is from RefSeq and is a predicted model, not a curated record. The transcript has 2 exons. NCBI's taxonomy places the organism in Eukaryota, Metazoa, Arthropoda, Insecta, Lepidoptera, Gelechiidae. The coding region runs from base 119 to 913 and encodes 264 amino acids. Gene Ontology annotation, biological process: autophagy.
UAACAACAAUAGUCAUUUCAUUUUUUACAAAACAAUCACUCAUAAAAAAUACUAUUUCAUAAUUUAUUGCAUACUACAUUUAACGUGUUCUUUAAAUUUAUUACUGUUGUUAAAUAAAAUGGAAUCCCACCCUCUGAAUUUGGCGCAUCAACAGCAUCGUCGUGCUGAGGCUCAUCUAAUUAACAAUAGAUAUGAUGAAGCCAUGCAAUGCCAUCACAAUGCUGCGGAAUUACUUCUUGACGCAAUGAAGUCCACUACCUCUUCUGUGGCUUUAGAAUCUAUAACCCUCCAGCACAGUUAUCACCUUAAACAAAAAGCUCUCAUCAAGUGCAAAAAGGAACAAUAUGCACGCAUAAAGAAAGCUAUGGAAAACCUUAAGAUUUUAGGCAAAGACCCUCUCAAUCAAACUAAUGAUCAUGCUAAAGUUCAAGUGGCCAUUUAUCGAGUCAUAAAUGAAACUGACAAUUUAUUAGGAGUUCUUUGUAAUAAAAAAGAUGAUGAUGACCCAAGUUUAUUGAAGGAUGUGACAGUGAAAGAUGUGAUAGAUGGUAAGAAAAUUGAGAAAUCACAGGAAACUGUAAUAGAGGAAAUGCAGAUUCUGAACCAGAACUUGCACUCAUUAGUGGAGCAACUGGUAUUUCAGGUUGAAGUUUUGAAAGAUGAAAAUAGCACAUUGAAGGAAAGAGUAAGUUAUUUGGAAAAGGAAAGAGUGAAAUAUCUCAAUUUGCCAUCAUCAACUAAUGAUUUACUCCAGAAAAACUUUUCAAUGGUGGGUACAGUAACAGAUGGCUACUCAAAAGAUUUCACACCUGUACCAAUCACUAACCCUGCAAGCAAAGCAGUGACCUACAAUGCUAUUGAAAGGCUUAACCAACAACCACACUUUGAUCUUAGUGCACUGAAAGAUGAUUAGUUGAAAUAUCUAUGUUUUAGUUGGUAAAAAUAUUGUAAAUAUUUACAUUAAUAGGUAAAUAUUGUAAAGUAUAUAUAGGUAUCUAUAUAAAAUUAAAAUCCUUUUUUUUA